Molecule: messenger RNA, 1389 nt
Organism: Purpureocillium lilacinum
Lineage: Eukaryota; Fungi; Ascomycota; Sordariomycetes; Hypocreales; Ophiocordycipitaceae
Source: RefSeq, a predicted model, not a curated record
AUGAGAGUGUCACUCAUCGCCACCUUGGCUGGCGUCGCCGCAGCAGGCGCGUCGCCAUCGUACCAGCUCCUCCCGUCUCUACGCGACCAGGCCGUCCUACAGAAUGAAUGGGCGGCCGCGCGCCGCGCCGCCAUCCCGGCCCUCCUCCGCAAGCACAACAUCGACGCGUGGCUGAUAAGCCAGCGCGAGUACGCCGAGGAAACGGUCUUCUGGAGCCUCAAGUCGGCGACGCAGUUUUCGGCGCGGCGGCGCACCACGCAGCUCUUCCUGGCCGCGGGCAACGAGUCCAGCAGCAGCAGCGGUAGCGAGCCGCGCCGCGAAUACACCUGGGUCGACAACACGCCGCGGGUGUGGGAAGAGCUUCUCACCGUGCUCGAGGCGCACCAGCCGGCCACCAUCGCCGUCGACGCGCACCCAGAGAUUGCCUUCUCGUCGGGUCUGCACGCUGGAGAGCGGGAUGCCAUUACGGCGGCGCUGGGACCCGAUUGGGCGUCGCGGCUUGUCGUCGAGCCCAUGCUCGCGGUCGAGUACAUUGGCACGCAGGCCGUGGGCAGCGCCCGCAGCGACGGGUCCCGGCUUACCUGGUACCGGCGCAUGCAGGAGACGGCCUGGGCCAUCAUCACGACGGGCUUCAGCGAAGAGGUCAUCGUCCCCGGGCGCACCACGCCCCGCGACGUGGAGUGGUGGAUGCGCGAGCAGAUCCAGGCGCUCAACUACACGACGUGGUUUCAGCCCGACGUGACGAUCAUUCGCGAAUCCGAGUGGCCUGCGGCAGCCGGUAGCGACGAAGAAGACGGCGUCGACGCCCUCAAGGACGAGCCCAUCGCGUACGGCAACCUCUUGCACGUCGACUUUGGCGUCACCGCCAUGGGCCUCAACACGGACACGCAGCAUCUCGGGUACGUGCUGCGGCCUGGCGAGACCGAGGCUGACGGCGUGCCCGCGGGCCUGCGCGAGGGCCUGCGCAAGGGCAACCAGCUGCAGGACAUGACGCGCCGGCACAUGCUGCCCGGGCGGACGGGCAACGAGAUCCUGCAGGCCAUCCGCGCCGAGAUGGCCGAGGUGGGCAUCGACGGCAAGAUUUACUGCCAUUCCAUCGGCGACUGGGGCCACUCGGCGGGGACUGUCAUAGGCAUGACCAACCUCCAGGACAAAGUCCCAGUGCUGGGCGAUUUGCCGCUCCUCCCGCGCACUUGGUACAGCGUCGAGCUCAUGGCCCGCCACUACGUCCCAGAGCGCAACGUCACGCUGUCGUUUCCCCUCGAGGAGGACGUCUACUGGGUCGACGGCGAGGGAGACGGCGAGGGGAGCUUCGAGUGGGUGUAUGGCCGCCAGGAGCGGUUUCACCUCGUGAGGCCCAAGGCCGAGUGGCUGCAGGAGGAACUGUAG